Molecule: messenger RNA, 1422 nt
Organism: Coccomyxa subellipsoidea C-169
Lineage: Eukaryota; Viridiplantae; Chlorophyta; Trebouxiophyceae; Coccomyxaceae
Product: O-phosphoseryl-tRNA selenium transferase
Exons: 8
Coding region: 1-1422 (473 amino acids)
Biological process (GO): selenocysteine incorporation; conversion of seryl-tRNAsec to selenocys-tRNAsec
Molecular function (GO): tRNA binding; O-phosphoseryl-tRNA(Sec) selenium transferase activity
Source: RefSeq, a predicted model, not a curated record
AUGGACCUACAGAACACAGAUUUGGCAUCAGGCCUCGUGUCUUCCACCUACAUACAGCAAGGUGCAGACGCCCUGAGCACACGCCGCCGACUGAUCAAGACCUUGCUUUCCCAGCGAUGUCUGCCGAAAGUUGGUUGGGAUGAAGACACUGUAGAAUUGUUCAUCAAGGACGCAGCAUUUAUGGACAGCAACAAUUUCUUGAGCAGUGUGGGAGUUGGAGAGCGAGAGGCUCGGGUCGCCAACCGCUUGGUCGCGAAGAGACAUUUUGGACUAGCCCAUGGCAUUGGCCGAUCAGGGGACGUUGCAGCUGAGCAGCCAAAGGCUGCAGGGUCCUCAUUACUAGCCAAGCUGACCAACAUUCUAGUGCAAGAUGCCCUCAAGGUGGCAGGAAUGCUGGAUGUUGGAGCAGUCACUGUACUGCCACUUGCAACAGGCAUGGCAUUGACUAUGACACUGCUCGCCUUGAAGGCAAAGAGACCUCAGGCAAGGUACGUACUGUGGCCGCGCAUCGAUCAGAAGACAUGCCUGAAGGCAAUAGUGUCAGCGAAUCUUGAGGCUGUGCCGGUGCCCUGUAAUCUGGAAGGGGAUGAGCUGCGGACGAACGUGCCCCUGCUGCGCGCUGAGAUCGAGCGCCUCACCCCUGCCAGCAUCGUCUGCAUCGUCACCACCACCUCAUGCUUUGCACCGCGGGGUGCAGACUCACUUGUGGAGGUCGCCAAGCUCUGCAUGGACGCAGACAUUGGUCACAUUGUCAACAACGCCUAUGGCGUGCAGUCUGCAGCCCUCUGUGCCCUGGUGACAUCGGCGUGGCGGAAGGGGCGUGUGGAUGCGGUGGUGCAGUCGACUGACAAGAACUUCAUGGUGCCUGUGGGCGGCGCCGUGGUGGCCGCCAGCAAGCAGGACCCCUCUCUUGUUGCCGCUGUGAACAAGGCUUAUCCUGGGAGGGCUUCUAUUUCACCGCUGUUGGACCUGCUCAUCACACUGCUGCAGUGGGGCGAGAGCGGCUGGCGAAAUGUUCUGCAACAGAGGGAAGCAGUGUAUUGGCGUGCAUUGGAUAAACUGAGGGACUUUGCUGAGGCCAUUGGGGAGCGCGUCCUGGACACUCCAAACAACCCAAUCUCAAUAGGCCUCACCCUCACGAGUUUGCAGCAAUCCUCUACAGCGAGCAGGACAAAGCCGACUACGUUUCUUGGGUCCAUGCUGUUCAAGAGGGCGGUGUCUGGAUGCAGAGUGGUGGCUAGGGGUAAGGAGCAGAGCGUGGCAGGGCACUGCUUUACAGGGUACGGUGCCCACUGUGAUGCUUACCCAUGUGACUAUCUGACAUUUGCAGCUGCUCUGGGAACCACGGAGGAGGAUGUGAAUGAGUUUCUUAGGAGGCUAAACCUGUGCAUCAAGGAGUUCAAGAAGCAGAAUUGUAAAUAA